AUGUUGAUGAUGGAGGACGACGAACUGGAGGCUCAUCAGGUUGAUUCGGAUUUCGAGCCGCAAAGCCGGCCUCGCUCGUGCACCUGGCCGCUGCCUUGCCCGGAUGAUUUCCACGAGGUCAGCACCGGGGGUCUCCCGCUGGCCAGCAUCAAGGUGGAACCGGAGGACGUCCCGGCGUGCAGAGCGGCGCUCCUCGGCGGAACGCCGGGCGAGCUGAAGCAUCCGGCUGGCGCCCCGGCGCCCUCGGGCGCGACGCACCCAUGCCUUGUCGGCGCGGCGCUCGAUGUCACCGGACCCAUGCGCAAAGCCAAAUCGUCGCGGCGGAACGCGUGGGGCAACCAGUCCUACGCGGAUCUGAUAACCCGCGCCAUCGAGAGCACCCCCGAAAAGAGGCUGACGCUGUCACAGAUCUACGACUGGAUGGUGCGUUACGUGCCGUAUUUCAAAGAUAAAGGCGAUAGUAACAGCUCCGCCGGGUGGAAGAAUUCCAUCCGACACAACCUGUCCCUCCAUACGCGCUUCAUCCGUGUUCAAAAUGAGGGGACAGGAAAGAGCUCCUGGUGGAUGUUGAACCCAGAUGGCGGGAAAAUGGGUAAAGUUCCACGCCGACGAGCAGUCUCCAUGGAUAACAGCACCAAAUACCUGAAGAGCAAAGGCCGCAUCAGAGGCAAAAGGGUUGGCCGCCCUGGAAUGGGAGCUGGUUCGGCUGUGGUGGGGCUUCAGGGCUCCCCUGAUCAUGGCAGCCCACCACAAAAAGUCUUGCCAGGGUCUGGAGGUACAUCUGGGACAGAUGGAGAGUUUGAGACAUGGACAGACCUCCACUCCAGGGCUAGUUCUUCAGCCUCCACACUCAGUGGACGUUUAUCACCCAUCCUGGCCGAAGGAGAACCAGAGGAACCAGAGGAGGGUGGACUAUCCUGUUCCACCUCCCCAAAUCUCUAUCCCUCUCCAUCCAGUGCUAGAUCUCCAUCUAUGGGAGCAGGAAAUCGCUGCCCUCCUCUGGAGCAGCUGCCUCAGUUGGCGAACUUGACAGGAGCCAUCAGUCUGGAUGAGCAACUAAUGGAAGAUGGUUAUCAUCACCAUCAUCAUCAGCAACAACACCAGCAGCAUCCCACUGUGGCUCGGCACAAUCACCAAACCUCAGUCUACCACUACAGCUCUGCAAUCAAGGGUCAGAGCUCCUACAGUGCAGGAGGCUAUGGUGCAACAGGUAUGGGGAUACUGCGCCACCACUCAUCCAUGCAGACUAUUCAGGAGAACAAGCCAGCUAGCUUCUCUGGAACCAUGCGGGCGUACUCCAGCACCAAUGCCUUGCAGAGUCUGCUAACAGGGAGUUCAGGUGGACAGCAAUACUGUGCAAAGGACAUGAUGCUGGGACAGGAGAGGGAAAGCCUUCCAAUGAUGAGCCAAGCUAGUAAUGGAGUAGGUUCUAGCCAUCACAGCCAUCAUGCUGGCCACCACAAUGGACAUAACCACAAUCACAAUGGAACACACAGUCACAGCUCAGUUCAUAGCCAUAACAGAACUCAUAGUCAUACACCUAGUCAUAACCACAACAGUGUACCCAACCACAGUCACAACUCACCACACAGCCUCAGUCAUAAUAGUCACAAUCUCAGCCAGAGUCACAACCACACACCACCACGGGCCCAAGCUCUGGCUUCACGUGGCGGCAGCAGCAGCCAGCUGCAGACAUACAACCAUAAAGCUCCCUAUCUGUACAGCCCUCCAUCGCAUGCUCACCUUCCUGGUUCAAACACUUUGCCCCCAAACCCAGCAGGUAUGCUCGGCAUGCCCCAAGACUCCUGUCAUAUAGCCACUGCCCCGCACCCAUACCCCCGUCACAACCAUUAUGCUGACCCACAACACCAAGGCAUUUCUAAUGGACUGUACAACCACAGUCAAGGCAUGGGGAGCAGUAGUGGUGGGAACAUCUUCCAUGGCUAUCAUCAACCUCACCCCCAUGAGAGACUACCAGCUGACUUGGACAUUGACAUGUUUCACGGUAGCUUGGACUGUGAUGUUGAGUCCAUCCUUCUUAAUGACAUUAUGGACUCUGGAGAGGAGAUGGACUUUAACUUCGACUGCUCCUUAGCCCAAGGGGUGGGCAUUGGAAUGGGUAUGGGCAUGGGUGUGACCAUGGGUAUGGGGAUGAGUGGACUAACUGGUCCACAGCAAUCUCAUAGCAACCAGAGCUGGGUGCCUGGCUGAGGACUAAGACAACACAUCCCAGCUUCAGAAAGAACUCCAUUACCCAUGAAGCACUGUGCUUAUCUGUGACAUUCCUGAAUUGACGCAGA
Messenger RNA from Thalassophryne amazonica, 2300 nucleotides. Its product is annotated as forkhead box protein O6-like. The record is from RefSeq and is a predicted model, not a curated record. Gene Ontology annotation, biological process: regulation of transcription by RNA polymerase II. NCBI's taxonomy places the organism in Eukaryota, Metazoa, Chordata, Actinopteri, Batrachoidiformes, Batrachoididae. Gene Ontology annotation, cellular component: nucleus. Gene Ontology annotation, molecular function: RNA polymerase II cis-regulatory region sequence-specific DNA binding; DNA-binding transcription factor activity, RNA polymerase II-specific. The coding region runs from base 1 to 2211 and encodes 736 amino acids. The transcript has 2 exons.